Molecule: messenger RNA, 1155 nt
Organism: Quercus robur (English oak)
Lineage: Eukaryota; Viridiplantae; Streptophyta; Magnoliopsida; Fagales; Fagaceae
Exons: 7
Coding region: 282-956 (224 amino acids)
Biological process (GO): DNA-templated transcription initiation
Cellular component (GO): RNA polymerase I complex
Source: RefSeq, a predicted model, not a curated record
AGUGCAAGAGAGGAGAGAAUCACUAACGGUGUUUAUAUGUUUAGGGACAAAGUUGUCUGUUGAGUACUAAAUUGGUGGGUUUUAAAAUAUUUUGGACCUAAUUAGUAUUAUCACAAAAGGUUUGUGAAAUUUACCCAAAACCAAAAAAACCUACCCACUAACCCGAUAGAAAUAGAAAGAGGAGGUGUUUUCGGCGGGGCUCCGGCCAAUACUUUAUCGGUGAUCCUGAAUGCGCUCUUAGUUUCUGCUAAAUGAAGCACUAGUUCUAAUUGGAGCCCGCAAUGGAAGGAUUGAAGGUUUCAGAUGCCAAUUUGGUAGUUUACGUGCACCCAUCAAAGAGUAACAAGGUUCCACAAGCGGUUCUCCGUGAGCUUAGUUCUCUGCUUUUCAGGUUCAAUGAAAGUUUUGAUGGUGUGGUUUUAGCUUAUGACGUCCAAAUUCAAGACAAAAUUGCAAAGAUUCUUCCAGGAUUUCACCCUUAUUUUGGUGUGAAGCUAAAAGCAAAGUUGUUACUUUUUGCUCCAAAGCCAAAUAUGCUUUUAGAGGGAAAGGUGGUGAAACUUACGGAAAGAUCGAUUCAUGUCAUUGUUCUUGGUUUUUCAUCUGUUGUCAUAACAGGUGAAGACAUUCGAGAAGAUUUCAAUCAUAAAAUUAAACAUGGUGAUGAACUAUUUGCUAGCAGAUCUCAAAAGCGACAUGUGAUAAAGGUUGGAACCAUGAUUCGCUUUUUAGUCAAAAGUUUUGAUGAGGAAAGACUGCACAUUUCUGGAUCUCUACUUCCAGCUAACACAGGAAGCAUUCGCUGGUUGGCUAGACAUUCGGAAGAUUUUUCAGUAUCUGACAGGAGUACAAGGAAAAGGAGUGAAAGUGAAGGAGAAUUGGUAGGCGGGGAAACAUAUUCAUUGAACAAUGACCAUCAAAUCAAGAAAUCAAAGAAGCAUAGAAUUAGAGAAUAGUCUUAAAGAUUGUUGGUUCUACAAUACACAAGAUGUUCUCUCGUUUUCAUGGGAUUGUGCAAGGCAAUCUGUUCUCAUGUAUUUGUUUGCCAAACUUGUUGCGUAGAAUUUUUUUAGUUUUUUAAGUCUGCUUUUGAUUUGUUUCUGACCUCAUUAAUCUCACUUCGUCAUUUUUGUCAAUCUGAAAGCUUUUGUAUCA